GAGAGCGAGCGACAGACGGGGAGAGAGACAGACGAAGAGAGCGCACACACACACACACACACACACUCUGAGAGAGCUCGAGCUCAGUCUGAGGGACGCGUCGUCGUGUCCGGUUGCUCCGUGUCUCAGCACGCGACAAACAAAACGGAUUCAAAAAGUUAAUCGAUUGUAAAUUUGAUUAAAUUUCAGAUUAAAGGUUAGAGAUUUGUAUAUUUCUGCACGAGCUCCGGGACUUCGGGAUUGCAGCUCGGUUAGUGCUCGGUGGAGAUGGACACGCGGAGCGGCGCCGCGGGGGGAGGCGAGCCGGGAGAGUAGAGAGAGAGAGAGAGAGAGAGAGAGAGAGAGAGAGAGAGAGAGAGAGAGAGAGAGAAUCUGCAGAGGAGACAGAAACGGAUCUGUUCGGAAAUGAAAGUGGGUAUUUGGUGAUAUUUUGGAGUUUUGGUGAAGCCGCGAGCACUUUUGAGUUUUUUUGUUUUGUUUUUGUUUGUUUUUGUGGAAGCGCGAGGAGCAAAAACAGCAUUUACGCACCGGGAGCGUGAACAGCGCGAGACCUUUUAAUCCUCUGGGAAUCCGUUCGGAAAAAAAAAAAAACACCAACAACAAAACACCGAGAGAACCGCCGCGUCUCCGCCAGGAACCGGAACGAGUUCAUGGAUUAACCGGGGAACGGGAAGCGGUGUGCGGCUGGGACUGACCGGGGGAGCGGAGCACCGGAGACACACACUCACACACACACACAUACACGCACACGCACACACACACACACACACACACACACAGCGGGAUUUUCUUCUUCUCAGUUGUUGUAAAUGAUUUUCAUUUCACUGAAGACCCGGGAAUGAACUCCAUCAUCUUCUCCAGAAGGCUCUGCACCACAGCUGAGAAUCUUCAGGACACUUUGAUGUUUUUAAUUCCGCGCCUCGGAUCUGAGCAGAUUCAUGAUUAGGUUUUAAAAAGGGGAUUUUGUUGUUGUUGUUGUUGUUGUUGUUGUUUUUCACUGGCGGUUAAUUUGUUUUGAAGUAAAAGAAUAAAUAAAUGAUGGAGGCGGUGACGCGGCCGAUUUUUCAGCCUCAUCCGGGACUGCAACAAACUCUGAAACAGUUCCACCUCAGCUCCAUGAGCUCUCUCGGUGGUCCCGCGGCUUUCUCCGCGCGCUGGCAGCACGAGGUUUUCGGUAAGGACGGAGAGGAGCUGGAGCGCGCGGCGGCGGCGUCAGUGGCGGCGGCUGCGGCUGCCGCGGCUGCGCACGUGCCCCCGCCGAGGCCGCCCCCGGUGCUUCCGGUGCCGCUGUUCAUGGCGAGUGACCGGAGCACGGAGCGCUGCGAGACCCUGCUGGAGGGAGAGAGCAUCUCGUGCUUCGUGGUCGGCGGUGAGAAGCGGCUGUGUCUCCCGCAGAUCCUCAACACGGUGCUGCGCGACUUCUCCCUGCAGCAGAUCAACGCCGUGUGCGACGAGCUGCACAUCUACUGCUCGCGCUGCACCGCCGAGCAGCUCGAGAUCCUCAAGGUCGUCGGGAUCCUACCGUUCUCCGCGCCGUCCUGCGGCCUCAUCACCAAAACGGACGCCGAGCGCCUGUGCAACGCGCUGGUGAGGGCGGGUACGCGCUCCCGGGGCGCCAAGGAGCUCGAGGUGAAGGGCUUCAAGGUGUACCACGAGUGCUUCGGGAAGUGUUCGGGGAUCUUCGUGCCGGAGCUCUACACGAGUCCCGGAGCCGAGUGUAUUCAGUGCGCGGAGUGCGGGGUCAUGCAUGCGCCGCACAAGUUCGUCGUGCACGGGCACAAGUCUCUGGAGAACCGGACUUGCCACUGGGGCUUCGACUCAGCCAACUGGAGAGCCUACGUUCUCCUGAGUCCCGAGUACGCAGAGAAGGAGGAGAAUGCCAAGCUGGAGGCGCUCCUGCACGAGCUCAAAGAGAGGUUCGACUUCGUCAGCAAGUACAAGAGGAGAUCUUCAGGGGUCCUGGAUUCGGUUCCCAUUAAAAAGUCGAAGCAUGAUGAUUUCUCUCACUCGCCCACGGCAGAUAAAGACAAGAAACCUGACUGGCUGCGCUCCCUCUCUUCCUCGGCCAAUAAGGGUUUUAACUGUGCUCAGCUGCGACAGAGAGUGUCUGCGUUCAGGCCCUGGUCCCCGAACAUCACCGAAAAGGACGGAGCCACAAAAGCAGCUAGCAUGCCGCGGGACAGUCUUUAUAACUAUAAGUCUCUGGAGAACGCAGUGGCCCCAAACGUGGCUCUCCCUCCGCUGCAGAAGGGGGCGCCGGCGUCUCUGUCCCUCCUGAGCAGCGCGGGCCGCAGUGACGAGCGCACCGAGGGACACGGAAAGAGCCGGAAGAGGAGGAUAACAGGCGAAGGUCACACAGGACACGCCCCCUCCGGUCACGCCCAACAAAGCCACGCCCUCUCUCGAGCACCUCCACCAAUGACGGAGGGGCGCGACUCGGACGUGGAGGUCGAGGUUCGAGAUGAAGUGACCUCCUCGCUCUCGUCUCUCUCGUCUCCCUCGUUCACCUCCUCCGGCUCCGCUAAGGAACUCAGCUCUCCAGGAGUUGCAGGGGUCACGGGGGUCACCGAGGUCACCUCGCUGUCGGGGUCCGGGGUGGAGAGCCAGGUGGGUGGAGUUUCUGUGGACUCUGAGCUGGAGACCCUGAGGCAGGCGCUGGAGGGAGGGAUGGAGUCUCGCGAGUCGAAGGAGAAGUUCCUGCACGAGAUCCUGAAGAUGAGGGUGAAGCAGGAGGAGAAGCUGGGAUCGGCUCUGCAGGCCAAACGCAGCCUUCAGCAGGAGCUGGAGUUCCUACGUGUGGUGAAGAAGGAGAAGCUGCGUGAAGCGAGUGAAUCUAAGCGCGCUCUGCGUAAGGAGAUGGAGAGGCUGCGAGCGGAGAACGAGAGGAAGAUGAAGGAAGCGAACGAGACUCGAACCCGACUCAGCCGGGAGCUGGAGGAGGCCAAGCAGCUGCGCAGGUGUGAUAAAGGCUGUGAGGCCGGACGCAUGCGCGCUAAGUACUCCGCUCAGAUCGAGGAGCUGCAGAUGAAGCUCCAGCUGGCCGAGGCGGAUCGUGAGCAGCUCCGCUCUGAGCUCCAGCAGGAACGUGAAGCUCGUCAGCACCUCGAGAGGGUCGUGAAAGAUCUACAGGAUCAGCUGUGGCCCAAACCCGAGGAGGAACCACAUCCAUCUGCUUCAAACGCUAAAGAGUCCAGCAAUUAACACACACUCUGACCUUACACACACACACACACACACACACACACACACACUUACAGACACAGUGAUCACGAUGAGGACGAGAGGAGAGAGAGGGAGAGAGAGAGAAACUCUGUGGAGUGACUAAAGACAUUGAAAUGAAAGAAAAGAAAAAGGCGAAUGUGUAGAAGUGGAAGAAGACAUUAAAGCAGGAAUUCAGGAAGAGUGUGUUCCACUUGUGAGCACUGACUCGCGCCCGUCUCCUCACAAACACACUGCACUGGUCCUGGUUCGGAUUCAGAUGAACGCAGGCUCCGGAACGUUCCACGGUUUCACGGCGGUUUACAGCGAGCUCCGCGGUGUGUUUGUGAAUUUUCCAGAACUUUCCCACUUCCCGGUUUCUCCGCGUGUUUACAGUAAACUGUCCUCCUGCAGUUACGCUGGGAUCCGUUCCUCUCUGUGGAACUUUAUACCAUAUUAUAUUAAAUAUAAACCUCACGCUCCAUAUAAAUAUCACACACAUCACACACACGUACUCUUGUGCAGACUUAAAAAAAACAACAGAGACUUUUAUACAAAUUUAAAAUGGAUUCUGUACAUGAGGGAGAAACUUCGGGGGAUUUCAGAGAGGAAUAAUUCUCCUCUCUUCGUUAACGUUAAGAAAGUGUGUGUUUUUACACUCUCCUCUUUUUAUAACAGACUAUUUAUCAGACCAGUUACCAUACAAAACAUUUCUUUUUUUUUUGAAGAUUUUUUCAAAGAAAUUGUAUCUGUGUCGCUUGCUAUCAUUGCUAUUAAAUCAUUUUGUAUAAAAACACACACACACACACACACACACACGAGUAUUCUGGUCAAAACCUCGUAAGUGUAUCUUAGAAAGAUACUUCAGUGUGUGUGUGUGUGUGUGUGUGUGUGUCAUGCUAACAGCUUCAUUGUGCAUAUCCACCGUUGCAUUGCUAACAGUUAGCAUCAUGCUAAAUCAUGGCGGCCAUGUUUUUUUUUGUAGAGCUGUUUUUAAAAAAAGCGACAGAAUGUUCUUCUUAAGUAAAUUAUAUGUAAAUAUGAAUGUUUUUUUCUUUUCUUUAAAAAAAAUUACAAUAAUGAAUCGCACUUUGUCAUAACAAGAUCCUGCGUAAAAAAAUAAAUAAAUGCAUUAGCCUCUCUGUACCUUUAUUUCAGAGUUUAGCCUCCAGGAGUAUAGAAAAUAAAAAAAAAUAAAAAAGAAAUAAUAAUAAUGAUGAUAAUAAUAAUAAUAAUAAUAAUAAUAAUAAUAAAAAGCAUUAUGUUGAUUAUAUGCAACACAGUUACAUGCAAUGUAAUCCUCUGUUUAAGGCAGAAAUAUUGUAAAUAAACAUUUGAGAACAAAAAAAGAGGGUCUUUAUGCUCUGCUUUGCUGAAAUUCUUCUCUAAACAAACUCAACUUAAAAUCCUUUUUUAUUUUAUUUUUUUUAUUUCUAUAGUCAGUCCAGGAGUGUGAGAGCUGUUUAUUCUUUUCUUAUUUUAUCAGCUAUUAAACUCAAAUAAUCAACAAUAAACAAUUAAAGCUAGCAUCACUUCUGUUAUCUUUAUUCAGUAAGCUAGCAUCACGCUACUAACAAUCUCGCUAGCUUAGCUAAGUAUUAAACAUAGCGAUAUAUAUUCCCUCACUCACUUUCCAUAACUGCUUCUAUAGUUAAAUAUUUCAGUGGCUAAAUGUAGAUAGCUACAUUACUUGGAGUUGGACUUGCAGCUGCUGUCACGUUAUAAACUGAAAUAAAUAAACGAUCUGAAAGGCUGCAGGAGCGAGAUGUAACCCGGACUUCACUGUAGUUUACGAUAUUAGCAUGAUGUUGCGUUUUAAAGGAUUAUGCAAAAGAUUAUGUAUUUUCAGACGUUUUAUCCACUAGCGGGUGAAGAUACGAACAGAAAAGCAGCGUGUUAUCGUUCAUACAUCAGCGGUUACGCUAGUUUGUGGUAAAUUAACAACAGCAACAUUUCAUUAAAGCUAACCUUAUGCUAAUUAGUAACUCUGUUGUGUUACAUUUCACCAAUCGGGCUUCACUAAACAUACUAAGCAUUCUUUCUCAUUCCUGCUUCUAAAGCUAGCUGUGUAGCUUGCUAGCGCGUUUGAGCGAGAUGAGUAGCGCUAAUACGUUAUCUCAGCCAAUCAGAGCUCAGAUUCCCUGUUGAUGUUAGCGCACAGUGACGGAGGCGUUUGUGUGUUUGCUAGCUGAUAAAAUAAAAACAUUUCUCAGACUCUCGGAGCCGAACCGUGCGAGUGUGAGCUACGUUUGCACUCGCACUCUGAGCCGUUAUUGCUGUUAUUGAUGUAUUUUGAGAAUUAAAAAAAAAUAUUUUCAAUAAAUAAUGUUUUUUUCUUCUGCAUGACAUUUUAAAGAAUGAAAAAUAAUCUGCUGUUUGUGUAAUAAUCAUUAUCGGGCAUUAAUAAUGUUUAUACUACAGGAUAUUGUGUUCAUUACAUUUAUACAGAAAAUAUUCAUUAAAAGGAAAAAAAACUACACACACACACAAUAUUUAUAGGCCAAAUGCUAAAAGCUACACAUGAUGCUGGUGUGUGUUGUGAAUUUUUGCCGCAUGAAUUUUUUGUACAUGAUUUUAUCCAAAUUAAAUUCACACAGAUGUUCAUUUUGCCGUAAAUAAAUAAAUAAAAUAAUAAAUAAAGACUCCUAGCAAAAAUCACGAUUCAAUUUUAAAUGUCUUUUUUAACAUUUUCAAAAUAUUUCCUUUCUAAGAAUUUACGUAAUAUAUAAUACUACAGAGAUCUCCACAUUUAUAAACUGAAUAAUUAAAGCCUGGUGUUAUUGUUUUUGCAGUUUGAACAGAAAACACGGCUAUUUUGUAGUUUUUCACUCUAAAACUUUAACUUUUACGUGUUUUUUUUCUUUUAUAUAUUAAAAAAAUUGAAAAAUUUUGCUAAGAAUUUGGUAAAAUUGUUUCUAAAGGAGAGCCAUUCUUUUUGCUAAUAACAGCAAUAACAGGACAUGCGUUAGAUACACAAAUUGUAAAUAUUUUUUUAAAAAGAUAGAUUUUACAAUGUUGUAUUAUAAAUAUAUCUUGUUUGUUUUGUUUUUUUAAAGAAAAUAUUCAAUAGUUUUAUUGCUACUUUACAAGCUUAGUUUAUUUUGUGCGUUUUUUUGCCUUUAUUUUGAAUUUCAGUACUUUUUUUAUUCAUGUGUAAUACAGUGUGUAUCCGUGCAUUUUAAUUUCAUGAUCAUCAGUAUUUCAUUUGUUCUUUUGCUCCUCCGUAACAAGGCGCGUGCACAGUCACGUGGUCAUGAUGUACGACAUUAUUACGAUAUUAUUACGAUACAGAAUCUGUCCAAAACAAGAAGAUUUAUGAAACUGGAAUGUGAUGCUGAUGGUAAUAGUAAUAAUAAUAAUAAUAAUAAUAAUAUGUUCUGUGUGGUGAAAUAUGGUAAUAAUGUGGUGUACGUGAUUGUGAGCGCGUGCCGGACCCUGACAGGAAGUUCAUUUGUCGCAUCUCAGCCCUUCACUGCUGCUAUAACGAAAUGUUAUAAACGUUACAGUUUUACAGCCUAUUUUUAUGUACGAGAUUAAAAUACCGCUUUGUUUAUUAAUGCCGCAGAUAUAAAAACAAAAUCUUUCCCUCUUUAUUUCUUCUUUUUCUGCAUAUAGACUGUAAGAUAAAGGACUUUAUGAGACUGCGCUUUAAACCGCAUUGAGAACCUGUACAGUGUAUAGAUGCAUUAAUCAGAAAUAAAACUGUUUGUCUUAAA
Molecule: messenger RNA, 6914 nt
Organism: Ictalurus punctatus (channel catfish)
Lineage: Eukaryota; Metazoa; Chordata; Actinopteri; Siluriformes; Ictaluridae
Gene: skia
Product: v-ski avian sarcoma viral oncogene homolog a
Exons: 7
Coding region: 1036-3201 (721 amino acids)
Biological process (GO): negative regulation of BMP signaling pathway
Cellular component (GO): nucleus
Molecular function (GO): RNA polymerase II cis-regulatory region sequence-specific DNA binding; SMAD binding; DNA-binding transcription factor activity, RNA polymerase II-specific
Source: RefSeq, a predicted model, not a curated record